Molecule: messenger RNA, 1383 nt
Organism: Colletotrichum chrysophilum
Lineage: Eukaryota; Fungi; Ascomycota; Sordariomycetes; Glomerellales; Glomerellaceae
Exons: 5
Coding region: 1-1383 (460 amino acids)
Biological process (GO): transmembrane transport
Cellular component (GO): membrane
Molecular function (GO): transmembrane transporter activity
Source: RefSeq, a predicted model, not a curated record
AUGAGCGCGGUGAAGCCGGACCUCGCGCCCGAGAAGGCGUCAGAGGCGCCACUGAACGAGUCUAGCGGAGCGGAGAGUCCUUCAGAGAUCGAGAUUGGAGAGGAGGCAGUGAACGAGAAGGCAUUGCUACGGAAGCUGGACGCAAAGCUUCUGCCUGCGGUCGGAAUCCUAUACCUGCUUUCUUUCCUCGACCGAUCCAACGCUGGAAAUGAGUAUCUCACCGGUCUCACCCUGUACUUCAUCGGAUAUGUUCUUUUCGAAAUCCCAUGCAACAUCAUCCUGAAGAGAACGACCCCUCGCUUCUGGCUUCCCACUCUCACCAUUGCUUGGGGUGUUGUUGCUACUCUGAUGGGUAUCUGCACCAACAUGGCCGGUUUCUUUGUCGCUAGGUUCUUCCUUGGCGUUACGGAAAGUGGUCUUUUCCCUGGAGUUGUCUUCUACUUUUCCAUGUGGUAUCGGCGUCGCGAGCGGCAAUAUCGCAUUUCCCUCUUCUUCAGUGCUGCUUCUCUUGCAGGUGCUUUCGGUGGUAUCCUCGCAUGGGAAGGUAUUGCUACCGUCCUCAUUGCCGUCGCCGCGUAUUGGUUCAUCCAGAACUACCCCGACACUGCUCAAUUCGUCUCUGACAAGGAGCGUCGUUUCAUCCGCGCCCGACUGGCUGCCGAUAGCGAUGCCACUCACGAUGAGCGCUUCACGUGGGCCUACGUGUUGGACGCUCUGAAGGACCCGAAGUGUUGGUUGUACGGUCUGGGCUUUCACACCAUGAGCCUGCCCCUCUACACAUUUUCUCUGUUUUUGCCUACCAUUAUCAAGAACCUCGGAUACACUGCUGCGAAGGCGCAGUUGCUCACGAUUCCACCUUACGCUCUUGCCUUUGCUACGACAUUGACCGUCGCAAUCUACUCCGAACGAACCGGUCGCAGAGCGUUCUUCAUCAUGGGAUCCUCCGCUUUCGCAGCCAUCGGCUACAUCAUCCUCCUUGCCAACACCGACCCCGCGGGGAAGCCUGGUGUGUCAUACCUCGGAACCUUCUUUGCCGCCGGUGGCAUUUACCCUGCUACUGCCCUGGUCCUCUCAUGGCCUGCCAUCAACGUCUCUGGCCAGACCAAGCGCGCCGUGGGCAAUGCCAUGCAGAUCACCAUUGGCAACCUCGGCGCGGUGAUGGGCACUCAGCUGUAUCGCUCAAAUGAUGGCCCGCGGUACAUUGUCGGUCACUCUCUGGCUUUGGCAUACCUGAUCGCCAACAUUGCGGUUUGUGCUGUCUUGUACUUCGUUCUCAAGGGAGAAAACAAGAGGCGCGAAGCGAUUGCGGAGGAAGUCAAUGCUAUUGGAGACUUGAGCGACUGGCCUGGCGACAAAGACCCUAGAUGGCGUUUCCAGUACUAA